GGAUGCAGGUGAAUAGUUUAUGGCAGAAAACAAACAUACGUGUCGUUGCUCAGCAGUCGCCGUUCAUUUUUCCCAGCUCCAGCACAUCCUGAUAGGAUGUCUCUAAUCACGUGACAGGAAGCGCAGCAUUUUCAGCUGAAAGCGAGCUUGGAUAGUCGGGAAUCGCAUAUCCAGGUAAACAAUCAAACUCCAUGAUAUAUUAAAGCAAAGCCCCAGUCCCGAACAUUAAUUUUCCGACAUCGUCGACCCUUCCGUCAGCGGGUUGAUACUGUCGGAUACUGCCAGCCGCUGCCGGUGGUUUUUUUAAACGGUGGAGCGCUAGCUAGUUAGCUAAAUGACCCCUCUGUCUUGGCUGAAGCUCAGCGGCCAGUUUAGCCUGCCUCAGUCUGGGAGGAGGAACAGCGACAGCUCAGAAUAAAACCCAGGCUUGUUGCCUGGUAAAGGGCGUUCCAUUCUUACGUAAAUAGUCACCACUGCAGUGUUUUGGCGUGAUGCUCCAAUAAAGCACAGUCCACCAGUCCCUGUACAGCAUACUGUAUCUAUCACUAAAAAGGGGAUUGGGUGCAAAAAAAAAGGCGAAGCUAAAAUGCUAAGUGGCUAACGGAGAUGCUACGCUGCAGGGUCUGUGAAGCUUGGCUGCAUUGAUAGCGGCAAGCUAGUCGGAUGAAGCGUUUCUGGAGUUGAUCCCGGUAUGGGGGACAUGAAGACCCCAGAUUUUGAUGACCUGUUGGCAGCCUUCGAUAUUCCUGACAUCGAUGCCAAAGAGGCCAUUCAAUCUGCCCCCGAAGAGGCAGAGGGACCCCAUGGAAGUGGGGGGGCACCACUGGGGAAGCAGGAUAACGUGGUGGGCGUUGGGUCAGCCCUGAGGCCACCGAGUCCGUCUGACCCCCAGUCAGACACCUCCAUUGUUAGUGUGAUUGUGAAAAAUAAAGUACGCCUGGAGGCUGUAGAUGGAGGGGAGGGGGAGACAGAUCAGGACCCCAUUGACGUGAUAGCAGGAGUGGAUGUUGGUCCACGACUAGGGGCUUGUGCCCCUGGAGUGGCAGAAUCUGAAGCUCUAAAUCACAACGGUUUUGGGGCGUCAGGUGUUUCCACACCACUUCAUCUCACCCAGACCCAGUCUAAUGGAGCACCUUGGGCAAUGAACACACCAAAAGUGACUUCAGAAGUAACAGGCGCCACCAAGUCUCAUAAGCAGGGUGGAAAUAUUUUCAACAGACUUAAGCCCCUUGUGGCACAGGGCUCUGGAGAUCCAGUGGGCCGGGCCAGAAAGAUGCAGCUUCUACAGCAGCAACACCAGCAACAGCAGGACACAGGCCAAGAGAGGGACAGUGUCAAAGCAUCAAUACCUUCAUCGUCCUCUUUAUCAACAGGGUCACUGCCUCAUGCUGCAGCUGGGCCUGUCGGACUUGCAUCACCUUUCUUUCCCCCCUCAAAACCUCUACUUCCAACAUCACCUUCUGCCCUCUCCUCACACCCGCUGCACUCCUCUCAGCCUUUUAACGGAGGUCCCAAAAAUAACUCUGCUGGGUUUCAGCACCAGCAGAUGGAGGAGGAGGAUUCUGACCCUGAUCUAGGGAGUCCUCUGGUGAUCCAGGAGACCCCAGACUCCCCAACUUGCACUCAACUGAGUCAGCGUUACAAGUCUGACUCUGCCUCUACCCCACAAUCCUUAACUUCGGCUCACCCUAAAUCUGGAGACACUCCAUCAGGAGCAUCUCUCGCAUCAUCUACUCCUCAAUCUGGCUCAACCGAGAGUCCCCAGUUGGAGGAAAGGAAUCCAGAACAUGUCAUAGAAGAAAGAGACUCCCCAGAGAGUCCUGAACCUGAGAUACCAAAAUCCACUGCUCAGGCCACAACGAAAAGAUGCUCCAGCCCAGCAGUGGCUUCAACUCCACCGCCUCCAGAGCUGCGGGAGCCUAAAGAAGAGGAGGAGGAGAUGGAAGUGGGGAAUGGGAUUGACAGGCUUGUGGAUGAUAAAGCUGACAAGGGUGAAAAUACAAGAACAAGUGAGGACAAAAUGGAUGUGGACGAAGAAAAGUCCAAAACAACGUCUACUGGUGGAGGAGAAGCAAAUGUCAGUGCAUCUGGAGCUCCAUCCCGACCACUGAAGGUCCGAAUAAAAACCAUCAAAACCUCCACAGGGGGAAUCACCAGAACUGUCACGAGGGUAGCUCCUAAAGGAGGCGCUGCAGGGACAGGUUCAGAGUCAAAAGCUCAAAGUGGAGAGCGCAAGAUAGUAGGAAACAAGACUCAGAAACUUGAAGGUUCUCCUGGUCAUACAACAGCAUCAUCACCCAAAGUAAGUGCUCUCAAUGCUCUGCCGGUGUCCACUCUGGCUGCCAGCAGUGUCAUGCUCGCUGCUGCCACAAAGGUCCAAAACAAAAUGGCUGCUUCUGAUAAGACCAAGGUGUCUGCCACCGCUGUGAGCAUCACAAAAUCUGCUGCUCUCCCCGCAACCCCUGCUGUGGCUUCCUCCCCCAAGUUCUCAGUUGCUGCUGGCGGGAUCAGUGUACGCACUGCUACUAAUAAAGCCGCCAACGGAGGCAGCGGCACCCUGUCGCCAAACAAACCGGCUUCUAUAGUAAACAGCACAGGCGCCGUCAUCUCUCGCAGCCAAUCAAGCUUGGUGGAGGCUUUUAACAAAAUCCUCAACAGUAAGAACCUCUUGCCGAGCUACAAGCCAGACCUGUCGGCGCCCCCGCCUCCAGAGUGGGGCCUCCCACUCCCCUCUACAGGGUACCGCUGCCUCGAGUGUGGAGACGCUUUCGCCCUGGAGCGAAGUCUGGCUCGACACUACGACCGUCGGUCCCUUCGCAUUGAAGUGACCUGUAACCAUUGUGCUAAGAGACUGGCCUUCUUCAAUAAGUGCAGUCUGCUGCUGCAUGCCAGGGAACAUAAGGAGCGUGGCCUGGUCAUGCAGUGCUCACAUCUGGUCAUGAGGCCUGUCACUGUGGAGCAGAUGAUCGGACAGCAGGACAUAACACCCAUUGGAGGCCUGCUCUCCUCUUCAUCCUCCUCUCCUCCAGUCUCCUCUUCCUCCUCCACAGCCAGUGGUCCUGCCGCCUCCUCAAACUCCAGCCCCCUGAAGGACUCCUCUUCUACAGCAGCAUCUCAGCCGCGGCCCGUCCGCCGCGCACCUCAGGUUCCACAAGCUCUGAUGCCUCUGCCCUGCAAGAAGGCCGAGGGGCUGCAGUACAACAACUUCAAAUGUCCUGAGUGCCAAACACAGUUUGCCAGCAAGGCUGAGCUGGUCACACAUUUCCAGCAGAUCAGAGCUACUGCCAAUUCAACAUGUACACAGUGCUCUCCACCGAUGAUGCUGCCAAACACGUGCUCCGUGGCUGCUCACAAGAGGAUCCAUAAACACAAGGCGCCCCACGUCUGUCCAGAGUGUGGAGGGACCGCCCCCCAGGCCAGUUUUCAGACCCACUUGGAGGAGGCCUGUCUGCACUUCGCCAGACGCAUCGGCUACAGGUGCUCAAACUGCCAAGUUGUGUUUGGGGGGUUGAACUCCAUCAAGUCACACAUCCAGACGGCUCACUGCGAGGUCUUCCAUAAGUGCCCCAGCUGCCCCAUGGCCUUCAAGUCUUCUCCCAGUGCCCAGAGCCACAUCAGCACCCAGCACCCGACUCUGACGGGGGGACAGGCCAAGAUGAUCUACAAGUGUGUGAUGUGCGAUACGGUCUUCACCCAAAAACCCAUGCUGUACAUGCACUUUGACAUUCAUUUAGCUAAACAGAAAGUGCACGUGUUCAAGUGUCCUGACUGCACUAAGCUCUACGCCCAGAAAGGCUCAAUGAUGGAGCACAUCAAGACCACUCACAGAGGCCAGUCAGUCAAACCAGAGUCCCAGUCUGACGCGUCUAACGCUGCCUCAGCCCCGACCAGCACCUCAAGUCCCUCCGGCCUGAAAUCAAAGUCGAUCAUAAAGCCUGACAACUCCGACGGAGAAGACUGGGGCCGCGAACAGGAGGAGGAGGAGGAAGAGGAAGACGACGAGGAGGAAGAGGGUGCGGACGAUGACUACGAGGCUCCGGGGAACCGCUCCAGUGCUACAGGGGGCAGUGGUCAACCCAGCUCUCAGACAGAGUGGACCUGCCCUCAGUGUCAGAGCAUGUUCACUGACAGUGACGACUACCUGACGCACGUGAAGAUGGAGCACGGAAAGUUCCCCUGUGGUAUCUGUGGGGGGACGUUCAGCACGUCAUCCAGCCUCAGACGUCACGAGCGUGUCAUUCACGAGGGCAACAAACGAGUUUUCCGCUGCCAGUACUGCACAGAGGGCAAAAGAACCUUUGGCAGUCGCCUCCUACUGGACAAACAUGUUCGGCUUCACCACAGAACCACAGAUGGACAGGGUCCACCCAUGACCAGGAAACGUGCAGCCACUGGUGGAGAAGGUCCUGGAAGCUCCUCAGAACAGGACGGCGAAGGAGCACCAGCAGGAGUGAGAGUAGGUGAGGAGGAGGAGAACGCCACAGAAGACGGUGAGGAAGGUGGCGGUCCUGCCAAGAGAACCAGAGCGUCCACGGCUUCGACAUCCCUGACCCCCGGCGAGUUAGAAGAAGACGACAACAUUUUCCGCUGCGUGCCCUGCGGCUUCUCCACGGAAGAUGGCGCUGAGUUCCAGCGCCACAUCCCCCAGCAUCGUGCCGACAACGCAUCAUUCCAGUGCCUGCAGUGCGGCGUCUGCUUCGCCUCCGCUGGCUCCCUCGCCCGGCACCGCUUCAUCGCCCAUCGCGUGAGGGAAACCCAGAGCGACACGGAACGCGGCACCACCCGCCCUCACAGCCCUCUGGCCGGCUCUCCUGCCGUCUCCCCUCAGGGGGCGGCCGAAGAUGGAGACGGGAAUCUGAGCUGUAAGGUGUGUGGCCGACGCUUUGACAAAGCCUCGGACCUCAACACCCACUUCAGGACCCAUGGAAUGGCCUUCCUCACCGCACACAAGACAGACAAGCCCCAGUAGAGACAGGGCAGAUGCUCAGAGACGGACGUAGAAGGAGCAGGAGCAGGAGGUGGAACAUGAAUGUUGAUGAACAGCUGCUUCCUCUCUCCUGGUUUUCUUUUUAGCUGCAGCAAACCCGUUCAAAUCUGUAGCACUACUGCUGUGCAAAUGUACCUGCAUGUCUACCCAUGUUCCUGUCACUAAAGUGAACACGCAUAAGAUAACAGAACAGCUCUGGAGCAGCCCCCCCUACCAUCACCCCCGCCCCCCCUGAGUCAUACAUUUCAAUAUCAAACGGUCAUUGAAAUUUUGUUUCCAUACAUUUCAUCCUGAGUGUAGCUUUUAAUAAACUCACAAACAGCUUCCCACCCCCAGCCCCCCAACACCAUGACAUAAUACUAAUACUUCACUGUUCACCAGAUACACAUUUGUUUGCACUGAAGGAGAAAUCAGGCAUUUUUAACACUAAGUGCUGGCAUUUUAAUGGAAAUAACAUAUAAACAUUCAGUCUGUAAUAGACUGAAUUUUGCACUGAUUUUUCUGCAACUACAUGUACCCAAAAUACCAUUGCAAGUACUUCUUUGGUCUACAAAAAACCUGUAGUGUGAAGUACUUUGAGUGGUCGUCAGGGCUAGAAAAGUACUACACGAGUUCAGGUUAUUAAAACAAUCAUGUGGGAAUAUGAUGCUGUUGCUACAACAGGCUCAGACGGAACACCUGAGCAGUUCCGUUACUUCCUGUAAAAACAGUAGCUUUAUACUGUUCAUUUACUCAAUUGAACAUGUGCAUUUUUCUGACCACGUUGCAUAAUAUUUGUAAUGAUAGUUUGAGUACCAAACUAGCAAAACAGACCAAUAAAAAAAAUCUGGUAAUUUUGUAAAAAUCAGGCUUUUUUUUAACCAACACUACAUCCUGCCUGACUUCUCCUUCCUGUGCUGGAGUUCUUCUGGCCUCAGAUCAGUUCUAACAGCCUCUGCUGCUGAAACCGAC
Messenger RNA from Cynoglossus semilaevis (tongue sole), 5938 nucleotides. It is a transcript of the gene znf687b, whose product is annotated as zinc finger protein 687b. NCBI's taxonomy places the organism in Eukaryota, Metazoa, Chordata, Actinopteri, Pleuronectiformes, Cynoglossidae. Bases 692 to 4969 code for a protein of 1425 amino acids. The record is from RefSeq and is a predicted model, not a curated record. The transcript has 11 exons.